CUGGAGAACAGAUGAAAUUUGUUGUUCCGCUUUGGAAGUUCCUUUUUAGCUAUGAAUAAAUAAUCAGUUUCACGUUUGACACUAUCUCCUGAUUGUUAUUAAUAAGUGUGAAAUGUAAGAUAGUAAAUAAUGUCAUGCUUGCCAGUCUUUGUAUUGCUUUUGGAAAUUAAAGGUACAAACGUCAAACACUGACGUCACAGUAAGCAACUACUGCUGUGAAAAUGGCUACCGAGGAAAGUCCGUUUGGUGCUUUUCUCGAGAAAUCAUGGACAGAAUGGUACGAACACAUUAAGGAUGGACAAGUUUCGAGUGAUGAGGAAGAAACUCCUUCAAGACCAUCAGGAGACUGUAUGCGGCUUCCGAAGGAAGACAUGGGGUUGUUCGGCCACUGUCCAGAGAGAGACCCGUUUUAUACUGUUGUGUGUGAACAGUGUAAGGCACUGGUGAAACCUCAAGGCCUGCGGAGCCAUAUGGAAAUAUGGCACAGACCAAGGCCUCCAGAUGCUCCAGUGCCAACACCAGAACCGGUCGAGAAAGUUCUGGCAAACAGAUUGCCCUCCACAAGCAAAACAGGAGCUGGAAAUAAAUCGGGGGCUGGAAAUGUAAAAUUGAAGGUGAAGAAACCUUCGCAGCCCACAGUUUCAACAGGUCAUCCCCCUUCCGCAGCAGCGGCGGCCGCGGCGCCCGCGCCCCCCACCCCCGCCCCUCCUCUGGGGGCGGUGCCGGUGACGCUGACGCUGACAGUGCCGGUCUCGGUCCCUGUGCAGGUCCCAGUGCCGGCUCACGCGGCCGCCGCCUUGGCAAACGACCCCGACUUGGGGCCACCCGUAGCUUCAGUAGCUCCAGGGCCAGACGCAGUUCUGGAAACCAUUCCCGUUGUAAUAGAGCCUGCAAAAGCACCCGUACGGACUCACUCACCCCCCAUUCGGCAGUCUCAGCAGAAGAAAAGACCUCGAGUAUCAAGGGAUCGAGAGUACGAUCCAGACAAGCAUUGCGGUGUGUGGAAUCCAGAGACAGGAAGACCAUGCACUCGCUCCCUUACGUGCAAGUCUCAUUCCCUGUCGAUGCGGCGCGCAGUGGCGGGCCGCAGCCAAAACUUCGACAGACUGCUGGCAGAACACAGGUCAGCCAAAGAAGCUUUAGGGCGAAAGGGAAAGGGUGCAGGAGCAUCCCUUGCACCCUCCGCCGCAGUCCGAGGCUCAGUGCAAGGGCGGUCUCCAGCUCGGCAUCGGAGUCAGUCACAGAAUGCAGUACCCAGUUCGGCUGGCAACCAGUUAAACACGUCUCUUCCCAUAAGAAGCGAAGGAAACGUCGUACUAGGUGAAAUGCGACUGAAUCAUGUGGUUGCUCCUUCAGUACAGGCCAUCCAAAAUGUAAUUACCCCAACACCAGAAACUGCGGAGAGCAUUUUACGGACCCAGUCUACAACUACCUCAAAGUACCCACUUAUUGCAACUCUUGCAAGGUUCACCCCAACAGUUACUGUGAAAGCGCAAGAAGACAAUGUUGUUGCGUAUUCUCGAAAAGCUGAGGAUGGCUCGUGGGUGACAACAGUUGCACCAAAGCCUGUUGCAGUGGUUUCGCUUACCUGUCGAAAGCAGGGUGUUGUGAAGUUUUCAAGCCGACGUCCAGAUCAAUCAAGAAAUGGCCUGCAGACUGCAUUAACAGAAGGAGUUGUUAGAGUACCAAUGACCAGUGAGAUAUACAGCAUUCAGCUGAACAAUGCUACAAAUCAUGCAGCAUCUACGAUGAAAUCUGUCCUCACAAACAUUAGCACCAAACCUAGUUUGUUAGGUGCAAACACACUUCUAAUAAACUCAGCAAAGAAUCACGUGCCAAUUCUUCCCAACAUAACACGUAAGAACCAGAAUUCUGGUACUCAGAAUAGUGCUAAUAGCUUUAAAAACAUUUUUGCCAAAUGUGUUACGACUAGUGCAAAGACUGUGGGUAACUCAAAACCAUCACUUGUGAAGACUGGUCAGUUUCAUAUGCCAAAUAUUCUUAGUGCAAGUCUGAAGAGGCCUACAGAGACAUAUAAAUCUAGUGCUGAAGCUAAGAGGAAAAGAAAAAAUACAACUGUAAAUGCCGUUGAAGUUAUGACCAGUUUGUUGGGAAAGAAACCUGCUGGUACUCCAACAUUUGCUUUAACUACUCCUCUCAUAAAGGUUUCACUUCCUAGUGGAAUUACUGCAAACUGCAGUCAACCAGAAGUUGUAAACUCAAAUUCUGUAUUCAGCUCACAAACAACCAGUGCUGAACAGCCGAAACCUAUUAUGACAGUUGCUUCGUUGCCUGAUGUAGUGAAAGCAUCAUCUGUAAAAGGUGUAACACAGAAUGUAAGAAUAGCAGCAUCGAGUAGUGCUAUCCACGUACCAGCCAACUCUAUAGCCUACCUGACUGCUGGACCUGUUACAUUUCAAAAAAUACCAGUCCUCAGCCCUCAGGUAAGUUUUUACCUCCAUUUUGUUGCUUUAUAUUGA
Molecule: messenger RNA, 2480 nt
Organism: Schistocerca piceifrons (Central American locust)
Lineage: Eukaryota; Metazoa; Arthropoda; Insecta; Orthoptera; Acrididae
Product: mucin-5AC-like
Exons: 7
Coding region: 222-2480 (752 amino acids)
Source: RefSeq, a predicted model, not a curated record